AGAUUGAGAGUGACAAGGUUUACAAACACUCCUUUCUUUCUUGUAUUGGGUUUACUGCUCCCGCAGGGGCCAUCCAUCCCAUCUCAAGCCCUUCUCUGGGUGAUUCUGCCCUUGACAAAGACACCAUUGCAAGAAAGAGCUACAAGAGGGGAGGGAUUCUUUCCUCUCUCACAUUUGCAUUGAUGCAUUAAACAUAUGCCUCUAGGUCAGGGCUGAAGUGGCAGAACUUUACUGCAGGCUAUACCUGAGUGUGUUCCAUGGCAUCAGACAGGUACUUUCUUCACCAUGGAAUUUUGUUACCAACUGUGGUUCACAAUGAGGAGAGUCUGAAAUAUGCCAAUGAUUUCAAAGUUCAGGACAGCGAUGUGUUUGCCAUUACUUACCCCAAAUCAGGCACCACAUGGAUGCAAGAGAUUGUACCUUUAGUCCUAAAUGGAGGAGACCUUACUCCAGUGCAAACUAUUCCCAACUGGGACCGGGUUCCCUGGCUGGAGGAGACACGAGCAGCCCUAGUUCUGGACCGUCUGCCCUCACCACGGGCAAUGGUCUCUCAUAUGCCCUACCAUCUCAUGCCCCCCUCCUUCUUCCCCUCCAAAGCCAAGGUCAUCUAUGUUACCCGGAACCCAAAAGAUGUUAUGGUGUCAUCAUUUCACUUCCACAAGAUGGCCAGUUUCCUGGAUGACCCUGGGACUUUUGAUGAGUUUCUAAAUAAGUUUCUCUCUGGGCAAGUGUUGUUUGGGAAGUGGACAGACCAUGUGAAAAGCUGGCGAAAUUCAGAUCUGGGAGACAGAAUCCUAUACAUUACCUAUGAAGAAAUGGUCAAGGACCUGCGGGGAGUGCUGGAACGCCUCUCACGGUUCCUUGGUCGGGACCCAAGUGAAGAAACUCUGGAUCGUGUAGCUAACCACUGCUGUUUCAGCAACAUGAAGUUAAAUGCAAUGUCAAACUACUCCCUGGUGCCACAGGAGAUCAUGGAUAGCAGCAAGUCCACCUUCCUUAGAAAAGGGGUUGCUGGAGACUGGAAAAAUCAUUUCAGUCCUGAGCAGGAUUUCAAAUUCACAGCUGUCCUAAAAGAGGAAAUGAACGGAACCAACAUAAAAUUCCCAUGGGAUGAGGAGUGAACAGGUGGAAAUGUACCGACAACGUUUUCUUGACAUUGCAGGCAGUUAGACAGUGGAGAAUUUAAAACAAAUUGACUUUCUAAAUGCAUCUCUGCAUCCACAGCACAAGUGUAAUGUCACUUAUGCAUUUAUUCCUCAUUAUUAUUUUUCAAUUAUUUAUUUUUCUCGCUCUGCAUUGUUGGGAUGUAAGCAUUUCAGUAUUAGUCUACACCUGUUGUUUAUGAAGCAUGUGACAAAUAAAAUGAGAUUUGAAAUGGUCCAAAAGUCCUGCUGCCACAGGAAUGACUUGUGGUUAACUGGAUAUUUUGUAACUUUGUUAGUAUUUUGAUUGAACUCAGUGCUUGUUGGUUAAGUCAAAGACCGGCUUUCAAAUCAAAGUUUAUUGGUCACGUAUACAGUUCUGCAGAUAUUAUCGCAGGUGCAGUGAAAUGCUUAUGUUUCUAGCUCCAAUAGUGCAGUAAUAUCUAGCAAUACAAUAAUAAUACAAUAACUUUCUGAACUAUUCUUGUGUAGUACUUAUUUCACAUUUUUACAUAAACAACUGGUAGUUGAAUACGUUUAAAUUAGCCAUAAUCUGGUAAUAACAGACUUAUCAUAAAUAGUAAAACACUGUAAGUUAUAUUACACAUUGUAUACAUCUGACCGUCACACA
Molecule: messenger RNA, 1773 nt
Organism: Oncorhynchus kisutch (coho salmon)
Lineage: Eukaryota; Metazoa; Chordata; Actinopteri; Salmoniformes; Salmonidae
Gene: sult2st3
Product: sulfotransferase family 2, cytosolic sulfotransferase 3
Exons: 6
Coding region: 258-1121 (287 amino acids)
Molecular function (GO): sulfotransferase activity
Source: RefSeq, a predicted model, not a curated record